AUGCCCUUUGCACCUACCGAAUUCCAAAUCGAAGGCAAAGGCACAGAACAAGACAGAAAAUGUCCCGGUGCAGAGUUGCCUCCGAGGGUUCCUAUUUGCUCCUGUCGCUACUUGAGAGCCACCAACCCAAUCUGGCACAGAUGUGCGGUAGUGAUCCCCGGAAGGAUGGUGCGACUGGACGUCGACGUCGAGUCGGGGAAGCCAAAAUGGACCGACUUAUGCCGGACCUUGACAUUCACGGGAACUCGCGUGGUGGGCCGUUGCUCCUCGUGCCGAGCGGUCGCCCCUUUGUCGGGCUGCUUUCUCUUUUGA
Messenger RNA from Purpureocillium lilacinum, 312 nucleotides. The record is from RefSeq and is a predicted model, not a curated record. NCBI's taxonomy places the organism in Eukaryota, Fungi, Ascomycota, Sordariomycetes, Hypocreales, Ophiocordycipitaceae.